Molecule: messenger RNA, 1164 nt
Organism: Enterobius vermicularis (human pinworm)
Lineage: Eukaryota; Metazoa; Nematoda; Chromadorea; Rhabditida; Oxyuridae
Source: the annotation of a GenBank genome assembly
AUGACUAUGGUGAUAAGCGGUGACUGUUUGUAUGAAAUGCUACAAACAAGGAUGAACAUCGAAAGUUGGCAAGGUAUUAAGACUCAACCUCUUCACGAAGCAGUCGGAUAUACAGCAGAUCUUUAUCGUGUUGAACCAAUUUGGAAAGGCAAAAACUUGCCAAAAACUCUCAUUAUUAAGGCAUUAAAUGCUCAAAAAACUCUUGAUGCAGCAGAUCUUCCAACUGAUGCUGCAGUACUCGAGGAGUUGAUGAAAUUUUUUCAUCAAAAUGAAUGCUUCUACUAUAAUCUAUUCACAAAAUCUGUACCAUCACCGCUCUGUAUUCCACGCAUUUACUACUGCUCUGAUGGUCGACGUGCAGGCGAAUAUCCGAUUAUUGUUAUGGAAGACCUCGGGGCAUACAAGGUUAUCGAUAUGAUGAAUGGAUUGAAUACAGAUCAACUAAAAGCAGUUGUUAAUGAAUUGGCAAAGUUACACUACUAUUCAUUAACGAACAGUGAAUGGCGAAAGAUUUCUGAAUUACAGAAAUAUCCUGCUGAUCACGGUUUUAUCCAGACAGUGGAAAUCUUUUUGAUGAAACUGAAAGCUCAAGCUCCCGGGUGUUUCCUUAAGAGCGACAAAGUUAUAGGUCUUUUCAAUGGUGGUGAAUUCUUUUUGGAUUAUAAAAUAACUUGCGAAAAAGAGAAAAAUUCUGUGAUUGCACAUGGCGACUUAUGGACAUCAAAUUUGCUAUGGGAAGGAAAUGAACUGAAAGCAAUUAUAGACUGGCAACAGAGCCACUGCGGUGCUAUUACCGAGGAUUUGAUGAGGGUGACGAUAACUGGAGUUUCGGCAAAAACAAGACGAGUCCUAAUGAAAAAAGUCCUUGAGUACUACUACGAAGAGCUGCAAAGAACUUUUGCUAAAACAGGAAAAACUGCACCAUUUACGUUGCAGAACAUUGAGGAAAAUUACCGAAGAAUGCUACCAUUAAUGGCAUGUUUGAUGAUAUUCUCAAUUGGUAUGUGGUGUAAUACCGACUUUAUGAAAAGUGACCCAGAAAAUGAAGAACGGAGAACCAAAGAGCUAUUUAACCGUCUGGAAGACAUCGUUAAUGAAGCCUACGACGUUAUUAUCAGCGCUGACAAAAAUUACAAGUUUUAUGGACUUCCUGAGUUUGAUUGA